AUGGAUGUGAAUUCGUUUUCGACGUCCAGUUGUCCAGUUGGAGAUACGAUAAGCCUGGCUGCGGUCACGUCGUCUCCUACUAUUUGACCUUCCUGUAUCCUGCAGCUCAGUGUGCUACAGUGGUCAUCAUUGAUACACUUGCGUUCUUCGCUAUUGCCAAAGAACUCAAAAAAUCCUCGAAGUUAUCAAAAGCAGCCCCGGAGGCCACGAUGCUCAGAAAGAACAUCAAUCUGUUUUAUACAGGAAUGCAGUCACUCAUCAGCGAAUUAAUAUGGCAUUUUCUUCUUUUCUUCACGUUUCCUUUACGCGUUGGCGAGAAGGAUGGCUUUUGGCAUAGGCUAAACAUCAUCGCUGGGAACGAUGCCAACUCUAUGGAGGACCGUCAUAGGGAACUGUACUUUAGAAAGGAAAGCGAUUGUGUCAUCAGCAUGUUACGAGUGAGAGAGAAAGAGAAAGUGCUAUUCAUCGCACAUCAUAGUUCAUUCAAGGCUCCAGAAGCUGUGUUAAAAUUGGUUACAACAAUCAGAGGCGACGUUGAGCGUGCUGAUCGCA
Molecule: messenger RNA, 552 nt
Organism: Ostertagia ostertagi
Lineage: Eukaryota; Metazoa; Nematoda; Chromadorea; Rhabditida; Trichostrongylidae
Source: the annotation of a GenBank genome assembly